Molecule: messenger RNA, 861 nt
Organism: Penicillium longicatenatum
Lineage: Eukaryota; Fungi; Ascomycota; Eurotiomycetes; Eurotiales; Aspergillaceae
Exons: 2
Source: RefSeq, a predicted model, not a curated record
CAAUCCAUCUUUGAGGCAUUACUGAACAACUUUUUGGCAGGUCAUGUUUUAUGUCGAAAUCGGCACUUUGCAAUCUUCCUUGGAAACACCCACUCCUCGGCCAUCUCCAAAAGUGAACGCUCAAGCCCGAAAGAUCUUGGCUGGGCUCCGCUUGGUCAACAAAAGGUUUCGUCACAGUGCCUCAAUUCGCCUCUUUCGACACAUCAUAGCCUUGGCCGGUUCUUUGUGCCACACGACGCACUUACCACCUGUGGAAAAGUUAAUGAGCAUUUCCAACAGCCAAUAUGCUCAAUAUACCUUGCCGGCUUGCUGUCUUCAUGCUUACGUCAACUUCCCAAUCUCAAAGCUCUCAAUUUCAGCGGUCCGCCAUUGACGUCCUUGCUCCAUGACGAAAUGAAAGCAUCUAUAGACCCGAUACUCAUGGUGCUAUGCUAUGUGCCUCUUCCCAACUUGACAGAGCUGGAAAUCAUGUUACCAAUGACAAACAAUUUCGCGCCUUUGUUUGCCGAGAAAAUCAGCACAUUACGGAUCCCGAUUGAACAGACUCUCAGCCGCCUUCACCAUCUUGGAUUACAUGUCUAUGCCCAAACAAACCAGCAAUCUUAUGCUUCUCAUCUGUUGAGGAUCGUAGAGCUUUCAACCAACCUGACUUCCCUCUCACUCAGCAGCCCGAAUUUUCUGAGCAUUGAUAGUCUCAGACUCAGUCCAAGAGUUCGUCUGCGUUAUUUAUUCCUGCAGAACGUCAACAUUUCAUCUCAAAAUAUGGUGGACAUUAUUGAGCAAUCUAUUGGGUCGUUGACUUAUAUCGAGUUAAGGCAUUUGCAGAUUGAGCCUGGCUCACCAAGAGAGAUCUUGCCUGCC